Molecule: messenger RNA, 1038 nt
Organism: Durio zibethinus
Lineage: Eukaryota; Viridiplantae; Streptophyta; Magnoliopsida; Malvales; Malvaceae
Product: Cwf15 / Cwc15 cell cycle control family protein
Biological process (GO): mRNA cis splicing, via spliceosome
Cellular component (GO): catalytic step 2 spliceosome
Molecular function (GO): RNA binding
Source: RefSeq, a predicted model, not a curated record
CCAACACCGACCCGAUUGCCUUUUUCUAUUAAUAUUGCCACCGAGUAAAAAGGUCGGAUCUUUUUUCUUCCUUCGAUUGGGUCUCUCGAGUUCCCUCGUCCAGUCGACAAAGCUUAGAGGUUAAUUUGCUAGUAAUUUUUUGAAGAAGACAUGACAACCGCGGCUAGACCCACAUGGCAACCUGCCAAAGGUGGGAAUGAACAAGGUGGUACCCGGAUUUUUGGGCCGUCUCAGAAGUACUCGUCGAGGGACCUUGCUGCUCAUACUACUCUAAAGCCUAGAAAGGAUGGGCAGGACACCCAAGAUGAGUUGCAGAAGAGAAACCUUCGCGAUGAACUUGAAGAGCGUGAACGCAGGCAUUUCUCUUCAAAGGACAAGUCCUAUAAUGAUGACAGAGACCGUCGGAAGGGAAACCAUCUUCUUUUGGAAGGGGCAAAGAGGGAGACUGAAGACCGAAUUGUUCCACGCAGUGUUGAUGCUGAUGAUUCUGAUGUGGAAGUCAACGGUGAUGAUGAAAGUGAUGAUGAGGAUGAUGAUGAAGAGGAUGAUGAAGAAGCUCUCUUGGCUGAGCUUGAACGAAUAAAGAAAGAGAAGGCAGAGGAGAAACUCCGUCAGGAAAAACUAGAGCAAGAAGAACAGCUAAAAGCCAAAGAAGCUGAGCUACUUCGAGGAAAUCCACUACUCAAUAAUCCAACAUCUUUUGGUGUAAAAAGAAGGUGGGAUGAUGAUGUUGUCUUCAAGAACCAGGCCCGUGGUGAAACCAAGCCUCAAAAGCGCUUCAUUAAUGAUACCAUAAGAAAUGACUUCCACCGGAAAUUCCUGCUGAAAUACAUGAAGUAAUUCACUUGAAUGCCCAAGCAAUUAUGGAAUCAAGUGAACCUUGCGGUUUUAAAUCAUAGUUUGUAUCUCUAGUGGAUUUGAAGAUGUACUUUUCCUGGAAAAUGUGAUGUUCAGUGCCAAACUUUAUCUCGUAUGAUUGCUGUUGCCAUAUACUAAUGGAUAUAGCACUGAUAUAUGUAUUUCUUGAAUUGAUUUUCA